This is a messenger RNA of Procambarus clarkii (red swamp crayfish), 10422 nucleotides long. RefSeq names its product Heat shock factor (gene Hsf). Gene Ontology annotation, molecular function: sequence-specific DNA binding; DNA-binding transcription factor activity. Gene Ontology annotation, biological process: regulation of DNA-templated transcription. NCBI's taxonomy places the organism in Eukaryota, Metazoa, Arthropoda, Malacostraca, Decapoda, Cambaridae. The record is from RefSeq and is a predicted model, not a curated record.
CUCCCCAGUGAUGUAACAGUGUAGGGAGUGAGUGUGCGCGUGCGCCGCGCCACCAGCCACAACGUGUGUAAACAAAAGCCACCACAGGAGGGACAAGUGUCACUCACAACUGCUAUUUUGUCUGCUGUGUGCGCCCCUCGCCGCCCCGACUGACUGCCAUGCAUGCCAUUGAGGGCUCCGGGAACGUGCCAGCGUUCCUGACCAAGCUGUGGAGGCUUGUGGACGACGUGAAGACCAAUGACCUGAUCAGUUGGACGCAGAAUGGCCGGAGCUUCAUCAUCCAGAACCAAGCUAAAUUUGCACGAGAGCUGUUGCCACAAUAUUAUAAACAUAACAACAUGGCAAGUUUUGUUAGGCAACUUAAUAUGUAUGGCUUCCACAAGGUGGUGUCGGCAGAUUCCGGAGGAUUACGGGUAGAAAGAGAUGAGAUGGAAUUUGCCCACCAACAUUUCCUUCGUGGCCAGGAAUCCCUUAUAGAGAACAUAAAGAGGAAGCAACAACGUAGACUUGCAAGCGAUGGGGUCGAUUUUUCCCAGAUACCUACAAGCCGUACUGUGAUCAUAGAGGAAAACAAGAGCGUCAGCAAGCUGUUAAACGAUGUACGGGAUAUGAAGCGUGACCAGGACUCCAUGAGCACAAAGUUACUAACUCUGAAGCGUGAGAAUGAGGCACUUUGGAGGGAAUAUGCCAACAUGAGGCAGAAGUUCUCCAAACAGCAACAGAUAAUUGAAAAGUUAAUCCACUUCCUCCUUGCCAUGGUCAAGAGCCCUUCCAAACCUCUGAUUCAAAAAAGAAAAUUUAGCCAUCUGGCUUUGGAAGGCAGUGAGGAAUCCUCUUCUCCGUCUGCCAAGAUUAACACUCUCCCUCAAUUUUCUCAAGGAAAUCCCAUUGAUAUUGGAGAAUGUGAAGGUGGGACGGUGGGAGGUGCUCAGAUUCAAGAAGUAACUGACCUGGUCGAUCCUAAUGAUCCAGAGAGCAUCACAAAUGUGUUCUUGUCCGACGAUGAUAGCUCGGAAGAUAACACACUGUUACCCGAAGUAGAGAGUGAUUCUGGCAUGCGAGUGUCGGAAUUCAUUAAAGAUAAGUUGGAAACGGAAACAGUGCUCACAGUUAAUGGCGAGCCUUUUCAUUUUAUCGACAUAAACCACGAUCAGCCUCUUACCACAACAACAAUUACAGACCCUGUUUCUACGAUGACUGUUGUAAGUCCUGAAGGCACCGACAUGACUCAGAAUUUUAAUGAAAAAACCUCUAAUUCGUUACUGGACGAAGCACCUCUUAGUCCAGAGCUUUUAGACACUGUCGAUCCAAGUGCCGUAACACAGUCGUUUAAGUAUGCCGUUAGUGACACGCCUGUUGUGAGCUCCAGCAGUAGCAGUGUGAGAGCUUGCAAAGACCCUAGUCCUUCAACAUCUGUGAGCUCGGCCAAAGUCCAAACAGUUAGCCAGAAGGGCAAGAUGAAGGCCAUCAAGGCUGAGAAGGGCACUACUUCAAGCUCUACCUUGAGUGUUGCAGUCCCUGAUAAGGGUUUACACAACAGACAGGAACUCCAGGCCCACAUGGAUGAUAUGCAGACCACUAUUGAUUCCCUGCAAGAUCUUCUCAGCACAGGAAACUUCAGUGUCGAUCCUUCCAUGUUUCUCACAUUACCUCUGCAGAUGUUUGGCUCUGAGGACUACAUGCCAGAACUGGACUCUAUGAGCUCUGUUACCAGUGGGAAUGAAUUAUCAGUGUAUAAUCCGAGCCUGCUGGACCUAGCUGGAGACAUUGAAGAAGACGAUCCAAUGGCCUUCCUCAACAGUGCUUCUCCUACAUCCACCGCAGCCCCUACAUCUACAUCGUCCCCUUCAAACAGCUCUGCGGGGCCCACUCCACCCAAACAGCUUAGACUGAACAUAAAAAGAGAGUGUAUUAAUGAUGAUCCAUUGGAAACGCCUAAGAUUUUAUCGCCUGUUAAUUCCCCCGUGUAUCGGGGUAAGAGGCGUACUAAUUAGGGAAUUGACAUACUUGGUAUGUGAAGCAUAUUUAUGUUCAUCACUUGGAAACAUAAGCAACCAAGGGCAAUGUGGAUACGAGGUGGUGAUAAGCCUUUCUUGUGACGGUGAUAUUAAACUGCAUCUUUCUAUAUGCUAGAAGCCUUGACAUAGUUUCCUUAUUUAUGUAAGUUAAGUUACUGCAUAUUAAUUGAAAAACUUAUGCAUGAAUGAAGUUGCAAGUGCACAAAAAGACAAUUUGUUAGUCCCACUAGUAUUUUUUAUGAAGAAUUUUUCAUGAAAAGUUGUAGAAAGGUUUGGUUAGUGUAUUACUAACUAUAAGAGAGAAACAGAUAAGCAUUUGUCAAGUCAUUUGUACAUACAUUAUAUGACUGUAAAUUAAAAACAAAAUGGUAUAUGAUUGAAGAUGAAAGUAUUUAGCAAGAACUUAAUUGUGUUUCUUAAUUAACACUGGUAGUAACUGCUGAAUUUCUAUUGGUUGUAAUUUUGCACAAAAGCAAGUGUGCAGACACAGGGUUGUGCUUCAAACACUACUAGGAAACACUUGUUCAACCUGUACUCUGGAAAUCAAUGUUACAGCAGGAAGAUUGCAUUUUAGGGUAACUUGCUGCACAUUUAGACUGUAGCAUUCAGAAAAGUAUGCAGUAGUUAUGGUAGUGAUUUUCUUUCCUCUGUUUUUUUUGUACUGAAGAGGGUGAAGCCUGUUGCUGCAGUAAUGUUGUAAAGAGUUCUUACCAGCAUACCAGUUUUGUUACCUUAAGUCUGUUUCUCAGAUAUUUACAAGGAGUGAUAAAUGUUAUGGAAGCUAUUGCACUGCAUGAUAUUUUAAUGUUUGAAGUAAGUUGACUUGUUGCCUAUACAUAUUGCGUGAUUGGGCUAAUAAUGAUUCUUGCAAAGCAUUCAGGAGUUGGAAUACAGUAGCUAUGCAUUGCAAGUGAUGCAAAUAGCAGCUUAGGCUACAAAGCAAUUAUGUAUUUAGUUGAGCUUAAAUUGUGUACUAUAUAAGUAAAAAUUAUGCAAUUGAAUUGUUAGCAAAUAUGGUGUUAUAUGCUUACUUCAAUUAACAUAUUAUGGGAGAAACUUCUGCAAACUCAUGUGAAGGAUUAAGGUGUCAGGGUCUUUGAUAGAGGGAAUAGGUGAUCAGAGCAAUAUAGAAUUAGUGAUCAAGUCGGGCUGGAUAAGUAACAUAGCACAGAUGACGAGAUAAGUCGUGUAAGACGGAUUGCCAGAUGAGCAGGGUAGGAUGGAUAGCCAGAUGAGCAGGGUAGGACGGAUGGCCAGAUGAGCAGGGUAGGAUGGAUGGCCAGAUGGGCAGGGUAGGACGGAUGGUCAGAUGAGCAGGGUAGGACGGAUGGCCAGAUGAGCAAUGUAGGACGGAUAGCCAGACGAGCAGGGUAGGACGGAUGAGCAGGUCAGGACGGAUGGCCAGAUGAGCAGGUCAGGACAGCUGGCCAGAUGAGCAGGGUAGGACGGAUGGCCAGAUGAGCAGGUCAGGACGGAUGGCCAGAUGAGCAGGGUAGAACGGAUAGCCAGAUGAGCAGGGUAGGACGGAUGGCCAGAUGAGCAAGGUAGGACGGAUAGCCAGACGAGCAGGGUAGGACGGAUGGCCAUAUGAGCAGGGUAGGACGGAUGACUAUAUAAGCAGGGAUGGAUGAGUGACCAGAUAAGUAGCAUAGGGUGGAUGACCAAGCAACCAGGAAAGUGUAAGUAACCAAGCAACCAGGAAAUUGUGGGUAACCAAGCAACCAGGAAAGGGUGAGUAACCAUGUAAACCAGCAUAGGACAGGUAACCAGGCAAGCAACAUAGUAUGGUUGACCAGGCAAGCAGCAUAGUAUGGUUGACCAGGCAAGCAGCAUAGUAUGGUUGACCAGGCAAGCAACAUAGUAUGGUUGACCAGGCAAGCAGCAUAGGAUGGGUGGCCAGGCAAGCAGCAUAGUAUGGUUGACCAGGCAAGCAACAUAGUAUGGUUGACCAGGCAAGCAGCAUAGUAUGGUUGACCAGGCAAGCAGCAUAGUAUGGUUGACCAGGCAAGCAGCAUAGGAUGGGUGGCCAAGCAAGCAGCAUAGGAUGGGGUAACCAGGCCAGCAUAAAAUGAGUGACCGGACAUAAACAUCGAAAUCUAGAUUUUCACAGUUGGAAACAAAGUCAAAUGAUCGACACUUGCCAUAAGGGAAUUUUAUUUUGCAAUUUGUGGUGUAGCUUCCUCUUCCUCCUCGCCAUUCUCGCCUUUCCCUUAAUUGCCAUUAACACACUGGACCACUGACAAGGACCACAACUAGGUGAGUACCGGACAAAUCACAUCAUCAGAUGGCAUACCAUAAGCUGGGUCAUUAGCACCUAAAGGUUAAUUGCUGCUGUUCCUAUAUAAUUUAUUCUAAAAAAAAAACUAAAUUUGUAAUAAAGUCUACUAUAAAGAAAAUCUUUCAAAGAGGUGAGUCCCCUUGCUGUAUCACUUGAGAGAGCAGAAACACUUGGCUAACUCACAGGGUUGGGAUGGAUCCAGUUAUUAUAGCAGGUAAAUAUAAGUUUAGUGUUUCUGACAGUCUAUAAAUAUUUGUGGCAAUAUUUAAUAUUUAUAUAUCAUUGUUUUAAUGCAUUUAUGUGCUGUACUGUAUAUGUAAACAUUGGCUACCUCAGGUCAUUCAGUAAUCUGACAGUUAAGUUCCAUUAUUGGGGUUUCGUGUGAAUCAAAAAAGGCGGGGAGCCGAGAUUUUGACAGUUACAUGGAGGUAAGCUAUUUAGGCCUGAAUCAAUGAAUGGUUAGUGUAGAGUACGCAGGAGAUGGAGACAGACGCAUGGUGACAAGAACCUCAAGGGGUGUAAACCUGUCUGCCUCACCUUUGUCCAUGAUGAAAUGGUCUAUUUAAGCAAUUUUGUGUACAUUGUAUUUUCAGUUAUUACUAUUUGAUAUUUUUACAAUUUAUUGUACUGGCCUUUAAGUAUUUAAAUUUGUGUAACUGUAUUUCUAAACAUUUGUUUGAUUACAUAAUUGUUAUACAGUAUUCUACUUUAAAAUUGUUGCAUGCAGUAUUUAUAAAUAUAUUGCCAGUACUAUUCAUUUGCAUUUAGCAGUAAAUAUAAAACCACAGGUGCAAUGCAAUUCUAAAUUUAAUUUUGUAUGUUUUUGCAUCAUGCAUCCAGACCAAGGGCAAGCUUCUCCUGCGUGCAAGCAAUGGGGGGUACUUCUCGCUAUAUCAACCUGUCAUCUAGAAAUGAUAGUACCCUUCGUUACAAUGGCUGGAAGUACAAAAUUUGGACCGUUUCACACAGAAAAGUUCACAUUUUGUACUUCAGUUUUGUAUUGUGCCUGAUAAAGAAACCCAAUCCUAAUGUUUCCUGGCUCAAGUAUAGUGCAUAUAUAUACUAAGGGUGCACAAGUUUGACCUAGGACAGGGUAGGUCAAGUUUAUAGUUAUUGGUUUAUACUCGAUAGUUCGGUCGAUAGAGCUUUGGCCUGACAUGCGUGGGGACUGCGGUUCGAGUCUCCUAAACCCCAGGUGAAUGGAAUAUAGUUACUGUGUUUACAUUUAUUAUGACAUUUAGAAUUCAAAUAGUACAAAGCAUGACUUUUUUGGGGGUACAACAGUCUAUGGUUGAUCAGUUCUAUCCAUAAUAACUAAAGGUUCAAUUUUUCGGGGAAAAUGGGUUGCAUUAUUCAUGGAUUUUCAUGCAUUUUUCAUUAUUUGUGAACAGGCAAAAAUAUCUGCAGGCAGUAGUAGUGAGGCUAGAUCAGUUAGGAAGAAGUUGAAGAGUUAAUAUGGACAAAAUAGCUAAAUUGGCCUAGAAAAGUGAUAAAGGGUGAGAAGCAAGGAGGCCAGCACAGGAGUGUGGUACAGUACUGUUUAUUAAGUCAAACAUAUAUUUAGAGGUUUUAGAGUUCUUUACCAGGAGAGAGCGAGAGAGAGUUCUGGUGGUAAGAAAUGCUGUGUACGAGGAAAAUGUUCAGAGGCUGAAACUUCAGUCAGUUACAUUACGUGGAUAAAUCAGUUCUAAUAGAAGUUACUGCAAGUACAAUAUUUAAAUUUUUAUUAUACAGUAUUUUGUAUACAGUAAUUUUGCAUUUGAAAAAUCCUUGUUUAUAUAUCAUUUUGAGUGUACACAUGCAAAAAUAUGUGUUAUCUUUUUUAGUAAAGAAAACAACAACAACAACAAAUACAGCAAAGUUUUUAAAUGUUCCGAAUUUCUGAGAGUCAGAUGCAAAAUGGUCAGUGUUUUUGAGGACGCUACAGUAUUGGUGCACCUCCAGGUCUAUGGUUUUUCAAAGUGCUCAGAUACAUAUAUUUGUUUUUAUUGGAUUGUAGAAUAUGUAAUUGGACAAAGUAAUUAUGAAAGUAAAAUUAUCUAUAAUUUCAUCAUUAAAGCACCCUGUACUUUAUGAAUAAUUGAUGGUUAGUGCUUCUGCAUGUUAAAGCAUUACACAUGAACAUAUUUUAAUAUAAAAUUUAAACAAAUUUAGUUAAAAAUAGCCUCUCUGAUAUUGAAAUUUUCCUGCCGCCACCUUCUUGGGCCCCGGCACCACCACCUGGCGAACAUUUUUACUUGAACUGUAAUGAAAAAAAAUAAAACUGACAUUUCAUUACUGACUUUGAGGUUGAUGGCACGCUUUAACAGCCAGCCAAUCAGCGAGUCUUCCUCUUGUUGGAAGUCUGACUGCUGAGGCUGCAAAGCUAAUGGUGCUGUUUGCUCAAGUUUAUAAUUUUCAAUAUCAUGAUUUUUGUAUCUGAUUGGCUCUCCUCUGUUUUGUGAGCUGACAAUGAUGUUCUUUAGCUCUGCUGUUAUCUCUCCUUUAUGUCUGGGUGUAUGGGGGAGUAUGUGGUUGGGGUAAAUGCUGCUGGUGUCCAAGUCACGUCAUAUAAACAAUUUAUAUGAUAUGGGCGUGGAUCACUAAUUCCUCUGGGCUUCAGUAAUAAUCAGUGAAAGUCAAAAAUUGAAGUUUGGCAGCAGGAUGCUGCUUCAGGAAACUUUCCUUAUUAAGACUACUCAGUAGCUUGGUUGAUAAGAGCUUCGGCCUCACACGCAUGGGGUCGACGGUUCGAUUCUCCUAGAGCCCAGGUGGACGGAAUGUUUAUUUCCACGGAAGUGUGGAUGACAUUUUUUUUUGUGAUUGUCAUAAUAUUUAUCAACUUUGUGUUUUUUGUAUUGUGGAAAAUUCAAUACUGGGAAUUCCUCAUAGUUGUGGAGAAUUUUUCGGCUAUCGUGCAAAGACCUGGCCUACCUUUUCCACGACCUCCACAUGUGGUAUCACGAACGCGUUUUGCGUGGGCAUCCAAAUCGUCCUAACUGCGUGUAUAUUUGUUUGGUCAACAACCAUAACUCCUUCUCCGACGAGCUCUUGGAGGACCAUCUUCAUUACGUAUUUCAUAGCCAUGUAUAACAGUUAACUCAUCCUGGGGCUUGGGAGAUUGGUCAGAUUUGUUAAACUUGUCAUCGUUCCACUUAUCAUUUUUUUCAAACUUUCUUCUUGCCAACUUCCUUUUUAGCUACCUGUACAGGUUCUUUAACCGGUUUCUCUACACCGUCUUCAGCAACAGUCUGGUCAUCGUGCUCAUAGAAAGUACUUUUCAUGGGGAUAUACUAAAGGUUUUCCCAAAUCUUCAUCGCCAUUUUGUUGUCAGCACGGGGCUUCCGUGGUCCUGUCUCCUCAUCCUCGAACUCAUCAGAAUCCUCAUCUAAAGCCCUAUAUUUAAAGAACAGUUAAAAUAUCCAGGGAUAAUGCUGUAAAUUUUUUUAUGACACCAUCUUUGGAAUAGAUGUGAUAUUAAGUGGCCUUGACUGCAAUUCAGAACCAAAUUAAAGUUUUUGUAUAAAUACAAGGGAAUGACAUGUUUGAAAGGAGUCUCCUUUCUUUAUUAAUGGUUUGUUCUUCAUCAAGUAACACGAGUCAUUGAUAUUUUCAGCUGAAGCUCAUCUCUGUAUUUUCUUUCAAGGACUUCAUUUUUAUAUACAUUGUUAUAUUUUUGUUUCCCUGUAUGAAUUUGUAUUUUCUCUCUGGUGAAGAAUGAAAAUGUUGCUCAUCAGUUUUAUCCAUUAUUGUGAUAGCUGCUGGCUUUUGUUUAUCGUAAUUGAACACGGACCUGCGCCUUACUGCCAGAACUGCACGGUUCUCUCUCUCUAGUCACUCACUCCAAGGUGGACUCUCCUGAGUUUCAGGAUGAAUGGCAAUUUUGCUUUCCCACUGUGCCUACAUUGUAUUUGUCUCUAGAUGAAAUCUUCGCUGAAUCUGGCUCCUUAGAUAUCAUCUUGCAUCUUUCUACUCUAGUAUCGGCAUCCUGAAUGAUAUCUAGAAACUUUAAUUUUCUGUAACAGUACUGUACUGUAAUUACUGGGCUUAGCAUUUGCUGUUGAUAAUUACUUCCCAGCAAUUGGUAUAGUUUCCAUACCGUUUAUCACCUUAAGGUUUGAACGUAAUUUCAAGUGAAAUACACAAGACCUAAAUAUGCAAAUUUUUUCAGAUAAUUGUAGUGAUUGUAUAAUACAACGCAAUGCCGAUGUUGCUGUUGUCAUAAUUCAGUAAUUUGUGUUUCUUCCUUCAUAGAUUAUAUCACUAUAUAUCUGUAUAUUUGUAUGUAUAGUCUAUAUAAUCAAUCUCCAUAAUAAUCAUUUCUUAAAUAUUCUCUGUUUGCAUGUAGAAGGUAUAAAUAUCUGGACACGUGUGAAUGUCUAAACGCAAUUAAAUUAUUAUAUUAUACUGGUUAUAUUAAUUAAUACUGUAAUUAUUUGGCAUAGUUUUACCCUGUUAGGAAGUAUUAAGGAAUUAUCAGUAAGGGAUAUUUAGGUAUGGUCUGGCUGCUUAGUUUUGGCUUAGAUUAAAAAAUGUGCAUAUUUAUUAGAGGGGACAUCUUAGCUUUAGGAGACAAAGUAAAUAUUUUGGCAAGUCUUGUUUUUCAUGGCACAAAGUUUAGAUCUUUAGCUAAAUUUUAAUCUUUAUUUGAAAUUGGAAAUUAUGCUUUUCCACAGUUUUUUAUAUUUUUUUAUUGUUAUGUCCCUUGAUGAAAUCCUCAGAGAAUCUGAUUCCUUUGAUGACCAAACCACACACUAGAAGAUGAAGAAACGACGACGUUUCGGUCCGUCCUGGACCUGGAUCAAGUCGAUUUUGGGAUUUCUUUGGUGUCGCUCAUCUUAUGUCUAUGCUCUUGUUCUGGCAUCCUGAGUGAUGUGUAGAAACUUGUGACAGUUCCGUGACACAGACGGUGCUGUGAAUUGUUCCAUGUUUGACACCCUCAUCUGGUAAUUACUUAAAAAGAAAUUCGAUUUGUUAGGUAGCUAUUUGGUAGACCAUACGAUAUAUACGUUUGUAGUCUGAGCGUGAUUUUAUAUGUACAGGUACAUGAAUUUUCAAGAUAAAAUAGGCAAUUCAAUAAAUGGUUUUAUUUAAUGUAUGUAUGUAUUGGAAUGACCUCGAGUCAUUUCUACAUUGCAUAUUAUAGUUCUCUUUCUCAAACUAAAAAUUUGUUUAUGGGAAAUGUUUAAUAUAUUUUGAAUUGCAAAACAAGUCUCCAGAAAAUGUGCCAAUAGUUCAGUCAGUUAAAUAAUAAAUUUUAAAUAGAUGUCAAUCAAAAUUCAUUGCUGCAAAAAGAUUCAAAUUGAUCAACUUCAAUAAAAUUAGAUUUGCAAAAAAUGAGUUAAUGAUUGUGAUAUUAGCACUGAAUUUCAAGGAAAGUUAAGAGACUUGUUGGAGUACUGUGCAUGAACUGAGACAAUGGUGCUUGAAGAGCAGCAGUGAGAAGUCACAAGGUGUGUGCGUGUGUGUAACAAGACUCCACCCGGUCCUUGGUUGCUUAACCCAAUAUUAUCCUUCACAAAGUGAAGUAGAUGCUGAAUACUGGUUUGUGCAAAAUAGAUGCAAAUUUUCUGUGCACAUCACACGUUAUAUAAAGUGUUUAAAUCGUUCAUAUUAUUUAAGGCUUAUCACAAAAAAAAAUUGAAUUUCUAUAACAAAAAUGUGCAACUUAAACAUUAUCCAGUGUGUAUUUGAAAAAAAAAACAUGCAGAUGGAUCAUAUAUAUGCAUUUCUGUAAAUUCCUACUUACAUAUAGGGUGAUGACAUUGUGUCUGCAUUUACAAUAUGAAACGGCUCUGCAAUGUAUGCUGGAUGGAAUCAUUAGUGAUUUCUCAAUAAUCAGUAACUAUAAUUAAGUUUAAUUACUACAAUUAAGAUUUGUUACAUUGAAAACAUAGUCAUUAUUUUUUGUACAUUAUUGCCUUAAGAUUGUGAUUUAAUGUAUUGCAAGAUGCUUUGUACAAUAUAACACAUAUAUCUUUGAAUAUUUAUACUGUAUAUGCCCUGUACAUAAAUUUAACAUCAAAGGCUCGAAUUUCAAGAUGACAUAAUUAGUUAUUCUGAGCCCAAUUGUGCUUCUGUAUGGACUGUUAAUCCUUUUCUGGUAGCUUAAUGCUGGUAAGAUGCCUGAAAGGAAGCCGCAGAAGG